This is a messenger RNA of Oncorhynchus gorbuscha (pink salmon), 3126 nucleotides long. Its product is annotated as H(+)/Cl(-) exchange transporter 5-like. The record is from RefSeq and is a predicted model, not a curated record. Gene Ontology annotation, molecular function: voltage-gated chloride channel activity. NCBI's taxonomy places the organism in Eukaryota, Metazoa, Chordata, Actinopteri, Salmoniformes, Salmonidae. The coding region runs from base 84 to 2642 and encodes 852 amino acids. The transcript has 19 exons. Gene Ontology annotation, biological process: transmembrane transport; chloride transport. Gene Ontology annotation, cellular component: early endosome; membrane; synaptic vesicle.
CUUCGUUCUCUUGUCUGGUGAACUAGACAUUAGUCCAGCCGGGGAGAACAGUUGUAGCGAGAUUAUCAUUGUUUUUCAAGGCAAUGUUUCGAUAUUGGAAGAAUUUAUAUAGAAAAUACACCUCGAAUAACGACCGAGGCGCUAGAAUGGACAACGCCGGGUUUUGCAACGAGACCUAUGAAAGCCUUCACAACCCGGCAAGCGAUGAUGAGUUGGUCGAUAUAGCUGGAGCCACGCUCGAUUUCUCCAGCACGGAGGACGUGCCACCUCUAGACCCCGAAUACGGCUCAGGCUACGGUAAUACCGGUUACUCUAAUGGUAUGACCAGUAACGGGGCUGGUAGUAACGGUAAGCUGAUGGACCUACUAGAUGAGCCGGUACUGGGGGUAGGGACCUACGAAGACUUCAAUACCAUCGACUGGGUCAGAGAGAAGAGCAAGGACCGCGACCGCCACAGAGAGAUCACCAGUAAGAGUGAGCAGUCUACCUGGGCCUUGCUCCACAGCAUCAGUGAUGCCUUCUCCGGCUGGCUCCUCAUGCUGCUCAUAGGACUCUUGUCAGGUGCUCUAGCAGGCUGUAUAGACAUCUCGGCUCACUGGUUAACAGACCUGAAGGAGGGUGUGUGUCUGUCUGGCUUCUGGUUCAACCAUGAACACUGCUGCUGGGGCUCUAACCAAACCACCUUUCAAGAGAGGGACAAGUGUCCACAGUGGCAGAGCUGGGCUGAACUGCUGGGUGGUAGCUCAGAGGGGGCAGCAGCGUACAUAGUCAACUACUUGAUGUUCAUGUUGUGCGCUCUACUGUUCUCCUUCCUGGCUGUCAUUCUGGUCCGGGCCUUCGCACCUUACGCCUGUGGAUCAGGAAUACCAGAGAUAAAGACCAUCCUCUCUGGGUUCAUCAUUAGAGGCUACCUGGGGAAAUGGACCCUAAUCAUCAAGACAAUUACCCUGGUCCUGGCUGUCUCUUCUGGUCUCAGUCUUGGCAAGGAAGGACCCCUGGUCCAUGUAGCAUGUUGCUGUGCCAACAUCCUCUGUCAUCUGUUCACAAAGUACCGACAGAACGAAGCAAAACGACGAGAGGUGUUAUCUGCAGCCGCAGCAGUGGGCGUGUCUGUGGCCUUUGGCGCUCCUAUAGGAGGAGUGCUGUUCAGUCUAGAGGAGGUGAGCUACUACUUCCCUCUGAAGACUCUGUGGAGGUCGUUCUUCGCUGCGUUGGUGGCAGCCUUCACUCUGCGCUCCAUCAACCCGUUCGGUAACAGCCGACUGGUCUUGUUCUACGUAGAGUUCCAUACCCCCUGGCACAUGGUGGAGCUGGUCCCGUUCACCCUGCUGGGCAUCUUCGGUGGCCUCUGGGGGGCGCUCUUCAUCAGGGCUAAUAUCGCCUGGUGCAGAAGGCGUAAGACCACUCGUCUGGGCCACUACCCGGUGCUGGAGGUCUUGGUGGUAACUGGAAUCACAGCCCUCCUCUCCUUUCCGAACAAUUACACCAGGAUGAGUGGGUCAGAACUGAUCUCAGAACUGUUUAAUGACUGUUCUCUACUGGAUUCCUCACAGCUGUGUGACUACAACAGCUCUGAGAACAGGUCUGACUCUGGUGUGUUUAGUGCCAGCCUCGCUGAUAGGGGGUUCAGUAACACACUCCCUGAUAGGCCAGCUGGACCAGGUGUGUACACAGCGCUAUGGCAACUGGCUCUGGCACUCUUCUUCAAGAUGCUGGUCACUGUGGUUACCUUCGGCAUGAAGGUCCCUUCCGGUCUCUUCAUCCCCAGUAUGGCUGUAGGGGCGAUAGUAGGCAGACUGCUGGGAGUUGCCAUGGAACAGAUGGCGUUGACCCAUCAUGACUGGCUCAUCGUCAAGGGCUGGUGCUCAUCAGGGGCGGACUGUAUCACACCAGGGCUCUACGCUAUGGUGGGGGCGGCAGCAUGUCUAGGUGGUGUCACCCGUAUGACCAUAUCGCUGGUGGUCAUCAUGUUUGAGCUGACGGGCGGUCUGGAGUACAUUGUUCCUCUGAUGGCUGCGAUCAUGACCUCUAAGUGGGUAGCGGACGCGUUGGGGCGUGAGGGGAUCUACGAAGCCCACAUCAGACUCAACGGUUACCCCUUCCUGGAAACCAAAGAGGAGUAUGGGCACAAGACCCUGGCUCAGGAUGUGAUGCGCCCUAGGCAGUCGGACCCUCUCCUAGUCGUGCUCACUCAGGAGGGUAUGAGUGUAGGGGAGAUAGAAGGGGUGAUAGCAGACACUGACUACAGUGGCUUCCCCGUGGUGGUGUCACAGGAGUCUCAGAGGCUAGUGGGCUUCGUACUGAGGAGGGACCUGGUCAUAUCUCUAGACAACGCCCGUAAGCGACAGGAGGGGGUGGUCAGUGCCUCAUUAGUGUUCUUCUUGGAACACGUGCCCCCCCAGCCCUUCUCCGGUCCCCCUGUCGUCAAACUACGAGGUAUCCUGGACCUUAGUCCCUUCACUGUGACAGACCACACCCCCAUGGCGAUAGCUGUGGACAUCUUCAGGAAGCUGGGACUCAGACAGUGUCUGGUUACACACAACGGAAGAAUGGUUUUGCUGGGAAUCAUCACUUUGAAAGACAUUCUGAAGCACAUGGCUCAGAUGUCCAACAGAGACCCUGACUCUAUCCUCUUCAACUGAGACCCAGACUCUAUCCUCUUCAACUGAGACCCAGACUCUAUCCUCUUCAACUGAGACCCAGACUCUAUCCUCUUCAACUGAGACCCAGACUCUAUCCUCUUCAACUGAGACCCAGACUCUGUCCUCUUCAACUGAGACCCAGACUCUGUCCUCUUCAACUGAGACCCAGACUCUGUCCUCUUCAACUGAGACCCAGACUCUGUCCUCUUCAACUGAGACCCAGACUCUGUCCUCUUCAACUGAGACCCAGACUCUGUCCUCUUCAACUGAGACCCAGACUCUGUCCUCUUCAACUGAGACCCAGACUCUGUCCUCUUCAACUGAGACCCAGACUCUGUCCUCUUCAACUGAGACCCAGACUCUGUCCUCUUCAACUGAGACCCAGACUCUGUCCUCUUCAACUGAGACCCAGACUCUGUCCUCUUCAACUGAGACCCAGACUCUGUCCUCUUCAACUGAGACCCAGACUCUGUCCUCUUCAACU